Sabethes cyaneus is the source of this 3015-nucleotide messenger RNA. RefSeq lists its product as uncharacterized. Gene Ontology annotation, biological process: cGMP biosynthetic process; intracellular signal transduction; receptor guanylyl cyclase signaling pathway. NCBI's taxonomy places the organism in Eukaryota, Metazoa, Arthropoda, Insecta, Diptera, Culicidae. Gene Ontology annotation, molecular function: guanylate cyclase activity; peptide receptor activity. The record is from RefSeq and is a predicted model, not a curated record.
AUGAACUCCGAUAUUGAAGACUACCGACUAGUCGCAUCGGAUUGCUGCUAUGAUAUCAUUGUCAUUUGCGAAACGUCGCUCAACUCUCAGACCAUUUCCAGGCAAGUCUUUAGAUCCGAUUACGAAGUUUUCCGUUGUGAUCGCAACCCUAACAACAGCCGCAAAUCCACUGGCGGUGGUGUUCUGAUAGCUGUUCGAAGUGGGUUGAAAGCAAGAGCAAUUGAAAAGGACUCAUGGAACUGCGUAGAACAGGUUUGGACGGCCAUCAAGCUGAGUGAUCGCUUCCUCUUUUUGUGUGCCAUAUACAUCCCACCUGAUCGUGUCCGGGACAACGAUCUAAUCGACGCUCACUGCCAGUUAGUUUACUCAGUUAUGAGGGACGCUACGCCGCUCGAUGAGAUAGUUAUUUUGGGUGAUCUCAAUUUGCCAGAUAUCUCGUGGAAACCUGCCCAUAGCGAUUUCCUCUACCCUGAUUCUGAAAACUCUACGAUCCAUGCCGGUGCAAUUAAUCUUCUUGACAACUAUAGUGCUGCAAUGCUUCAUCAAGUUAAUCAUGUCGUCAACAAGAACAACCGUUCGUUAGACCUCUGCUUCGUGAGCUCACAGGACAAGGCCCCAUUCGUCUCAGCGGCUCCAUGUCUGUUGAUCAAGAGAGCUCCGCACCAUCCUCCUCUGAUCGUCUGCAUAGAAGAUAAACUCCUUCAGGACUUCAAUGAAUACCCAGCUGCUAUCGCAUAUAAUUUCCGUAAAGCUGAUCAACAAAGCAUCAAUGAUUUGUUGUCUAGUAUUGACUGGGCAAACACACUAGAUCCCGACGACGUCGAAGCCGCUACGCAGACCUUCACUCAUGUCCUGAUAUAUGCUAUUGAUCGACAUGUACCGAAAAUUCCCGUUUCCAUUUCCCGGCCCAAGAUGAAAGUAUUCGAUAUAACGAGCGGCAAACCGUCGACGCAUUCCCCGGUGGAUUCGGACGCGGUGAGCAUAACGGUCGAAGGAAAUCGCAUGGACCCGGCGGCGCUUCCGCACUACAUACGCAAGGAUGCAUCGUCGCGGCGUUCGUCACCUUCAAUUGCCAAUUCGUACUCGCGCCCGUCCAGGCAUUCCGAAACGGAUACCAUCACUGCUCCCGAACGAAGCCAACGAGUGACAAUUUAUGGCUGUGUGAAGUUUAAUCCCAAUACAAGGCAUGGACGCCGGUGGUUCAUGUGCAACAUGAUGCUAGUGCUGCUGAUCCCAAUUGUGGCCGUUGUAGUGCAAAACGCUAUUCUACUUUACCAACAGACAGAUAAAUACGAGACAGCGAAGCGCGUAGAUGAAGAAAUUCGGAUGACAACCAGUAUGGCAGUCCUGGUAAGUGCCGUACAGCAAGAACGAAGACUUUUAGCAUAUUUCGUACUAACGCGGAAGAAUCGGUCCGAUGUAGAGCACGCAAUCAGUCAAACCGACAUAAUUCUUGAUCGUCUCGUUGUUGAUAGCCAAAGGGACAAAAGCAUUGAGUUUGACGAGGCAACAAACCAGACGAUUGUGGGUGGUUUAAGCGAUACGAGGAAUUUGCUACUAAGGUAUUCACGAGAAAUCAUUAAUAUAAACAAUAAAAAUUCUAACGCGUCCAAUAUUUACAGUUUUUUAACAUCGGAAGAUGCCAAUCAAACGUCGUGUACAUCCUACUUUAAGCCCUACAACGACCUUAACAGACAUCUAGUGGAUCAAAUCAGUCGGAGCGUAGGUUUUUACCUAAGUGGCACCGUCUGGAGGCAACUGGUGGUUUACAAAAACAUAAUCGAAGCAACCGAAAACAUAAACAUCGCCACUAUUCUGGUACUGCAGUUCAUUAUUCGUGGCGGUCUCAAUCUGGACGAUUUCGCCCAGUUUGUUCGACGGGAUGCUGCUGCCAUAGACCACCUGCGAGUGGCGGAAAAUUUUAUGGCCAACAUUACGAUCACGAAAAGCAAAGUGUUUCAUGUGCUCAACAAAUGGCGCCGGCACGUGCUGGUCAACUCAUCCACGGAGGAGCGCGAAGAUGCUUUUGCCGUGUACUACCAGUCGGUGCAUGGCUUCAUAAGGAAUCUCGAAACCCUUCAGACUGACCUACAGCUGAUGGUCCAGGCGACUGUGCGAGAUGAUAUGCAAAACGCGCGCCUGCAUCAGUUGAUUUCCUUUGGCAUGGUGUUGUUGAUAGCGAUUAUCAGUCCCAUGCUAGUCCUGAUGAUAAUAAAUGCUACUAAUACAAUCCAGGACUUUUCCACGCAGCUGGUGACUCGAACUUUAGAACUGCGCACUGAAAAAAGCAAAGCUGACCGUUUAUUGUAUCAAAUGCUUCCGCCAGCUGUGGUGCGUCAACUGAAACAGCAGCGGCAAGUUCCGGCGGAGACAUUCGAAUCGGUGACAAUAUUUUUUAGCGACAUUGUUGGAUUCACGUAUAUUUCAGCCGUCAGUAGUGCUAUGGAAGUGGUCACCAUGUUAAAUACUCUCUAUCGGCUGUUUGACUCGAUUAUAUUGAAGUACGAUGUUUACAAGGUGGAAACGAUUGGCGAUGCCUAUAUGGUAGUCUCCGGCCUGCCACAGCGUAAUGGAGACAAACAUGCCGGUGAAAUUGCGAUGAUGUCCCUUGAUCUCCUGUGCGGUAUUUCCGGAUUCAUUAUACCGCAUAUGAAGAAUCGAACGCUCGAAAUCAGAGUGGGUAUCAACACUGGACCGUGUGUGGCGGGAGUAGUUGGAACGACAAUGCCUCGAUAUUGCCUAUUUGGUGACACGAUUAACACAGCCUCGAGAAUGGAAUCCACCGGUGAACCGAUGAAAAUUCACAUUUCCGAACUCACAAAAGAGGUGCUCGACAAACUGGGUGGAUUUAAAAUUAAGCGGCGAGGAUCGGUGGAGGUCAAGGGUAAAGGAAACAUGGAAACUUUCUGGCUACUCGGUCACACCGUUUACGAACAUCUGUCGCCGGACACGGCCAUUCCCAUAUACAAGCCGAGCAUCGUAACAGAGCCGGAAUUUCUGCAGAUUAUCUGUUGA